AUGAAAUACCUGAGUACUCGCGGUGGCGCUGAGCGCCUUACGUUUGAGGAAGCAGUCCUUCGUGGCCUUGCUCCGAAUGGUGGUCUGUACGUUCCAGCGGAGAUGCCGCAGCUGCCGGCAGAUUGGCAGACGGCGUGGGCCGAUCUCUCGUUCGUCGAGCUAUCGUUCCGUGUGGUGUCCCUGUUUGUCCCGACGACCGAGGAGGAGGGCGGUAUCCCAUCGUCGGACUUGCGUGCGCUGAUCGAGAAGAGCUACGCUACUUUCCGCCACGAGGAUGUGACGCCGCUGCACCGUGUGUCGGAACACGAAUGGUGCUUGGAACUGUGGCAUGGCCCUACCUUCGCGUUCAAAGAUGUGGCAUUGCAGCUCCUUGGCAAUUUGUUUGAAUACUUCCUGGAGCGCCGUAACAUGCGCGACACAACGACGCCCCAUACGAUCACGGUCGUGGGUGCAACGAGUGGUGAUACUGGCAGUGCCGCGAUUGCCGGCCUGCGCUCCAAGGCCAAUGUCCAUAUCUUUAUCCUGCACCCUCGAGGCCGUGUGUCGCCGAUUCAGGAGGCGCAGAUGACGACGAUUCUGGACGAGAAUGUACACAACCUCGCCGUGGAAGGCACGUUUGACGAUUGCCAAGAUAUUGUCAAGGCGCUUUUCUCGGACAAGGCGUUCAACGAUAAGCACCACCUCGGUGCGAUCAACAGUAUCAACUGGGCGCGCAUUCUCUCGCAGAUUGUGUACUACUUUGCUGCCUUCUUUGCGCUGCGUCGCAAGGCCCCGGAGGUCGACCCACACCAAGUGCAGUUUGUCGUGCCGACAGGCAACUUUGGCGACAUCCUCGCUGGGUACUAUGCCAAGCGUCUGGGUGUGCCGAUGGCUGCGCUGGCCGUGGCUACGAACGAGAACGACAUUCUGCAGCGCUUCUGGGCGACAGGUCGUUACGAGAAGCAGGCAGAGGCGGGCGAUGUUCGCGCUACGCUGAGCCCGGCGAUGGACAUUCUUGUGUCGUCAAACUUUGAGCGAUUGCUGUUCUACAUUGCGAAAGAGACCUCAACAGCGGCCGACAAGGACGAGGAUGCCGGUCGUCAGGUCUCCGAGUGGAUGCAGGAGCUCAAGACGCAAGGUCGUAUGGUGGUGUCGGACGCGCAGCUCGCGCUGGCACGCCGCGACUUUGUUUCCGAGCGUGUCUCGGAUGCCGAGACGCGCGAUACGAUCCUGCGCUACUACCGCGCGGCGGACAACCGUGCGUCGUACCUUAUUGACCCCCACACGGCUGUGGCCUUUGAGACGGCGAACCGUCUUGCGAAUGGCCAGGCUGUGCCGCAAAUCAUUCUUUCAACAGCGCAUCCAGCCAAGUUCUCGGAAGCGGUCGUCUCGUCCAUCGCGAGCGACAGCAGCGAGAAGGAGGCGCUGGCAUUCUUCCAGACGCAGGUCCUUCCGAAGGAAAUGCAUGGUCUCCUGGAAAAGGAACGUCGUGUGGUCGGCGUGGCGCCUGCAGAGGGUAUGGACAAACUAGCUGGCUUGAUCGAGAGUACAAAGGCGGUCAUUGAGCGUGAUGGCUUCUCGCACUAA
This is a messenger RNA of Malassezia pachydermatis, 1566 nucleotides long. RefSeq names its product threonine synthase. Gene Ontology annotation, biological process: L-threonine biosynthetic process. Bases 1 to 1566 code for a protein of 521 amino acids. Gene Ontology annotation, molecular function: threonine synthase activity. The transcript has a single exon. Lineage: Eukaryota; Fungi; Basidiomycota; Malasseziomycetes; Malasseziales; Malasseziaceae. The record is from RefSeq and is a predicted model, not a curated record.